UUAUGUUUAAAGACAAUAUUGUAGGUAGCGAAUUGUAUCUUACACACUUUUGAUUGGUUAGAAAUAUUAAUGUUAACCAUUUGAAAUGUUAAAUUUUUUUUUGUUUAAUAAAUUUUAUUUAACCCGUGUGGGAAAUCGAUUAUCUGAAAAUAUUUGAAAAGUCAUAUUUACUUAAAUAAAAUAUAAUCUAUUAUAUUUGUUACAAAAUUCUAUGAAAAAAUUAAUAAAAUAAAAUUAAUAUGAAUAACAUAAACAUACAUGAUGCUAUUGUAAAGGUUACUCAAAUACCAAGAACAGACGAAGAUGUAUAUUUUGUUCGACUUGACAAACCGGACCAAUCUUGGCUUGAUCGUAACAUAAAUUUAAAGAAUGUUAAAAUACCAAGAAAUAUACAGUUAGUAGAAGCAGAUAUUUCAGAUAUAUCAAAUGAUAUGGAUUCAAAAUAUUAUUUAAAUGAAAAUGAAAUAUUCUCUUCUAUAAAAGCUGUAAAUGGUGGAAUAAAUUAUUCUAAUAAAUUUCUAGAAUAUCAAUGGGAAUUAAAACAAAUGAAAAACAAUUUAAAUACAGAGAACAAUAACGCUAAUAUAUCAAACAGUAAAACUAGUUCUGAUUAUAACAGUGAUGUUAAAUCAUCAAAUGUACAGAACAUCGAGUCAUCAAAUGUACAGAAUACCGAGUCAUUAAAUGUACAGAAUACCGAGUCAUCAAAUGUACAGAAUGCCGAGUCAUCAAAUAUACAGAACACCGAGUCAUCAAAUGUACAGAACAUCGAGUCAUCAAAUGUACAGAACACCAAGUCAUCAAAUGUACAGAAUAUUAAUACAGAUAAAUCGAGAAAAAAUAUUGAAAAUAAUGGAGAUUGCCAUUCUAUUCAAGAAAUUUUAAAACAGUGUAAGCUUUCAAGGAAUGCUUUAAUCUUAGGACUUUUAAACAGUAAGCAAAUUACUACAGAAGAUUUGCACAUACCAAGUUUAAAACAUGAAACAUUCCAUAAUCAGUCUGAUCUUCAAACUGAAGAUAUUGCUGUUGGAAAUCAUUUAAUACAGCAUCCAGAAGAUCCAGAUAUAUAUAUUCAUCCAUUACAACUAAUGAAAAAAUCAAAAGAUCAUGCUAACUUAAUGAUAGAUUAUGUCGGAAUAAAGGAAGUAGUUACUCCAAAACAAUAUUAUAUUAAUGAGACUGAUAAUAUGUCAUUUAAUUUUAUAAAAAGAAAUGUAGAAAACAAAUAAUUAUAUUUAUAAAUUUAGUAUUAAAUAUGAUUUUUUAUAUAGUUUAGAAGGUUUAGUAUAGUUUAAGAAGUAUGCAUAAAAUGUAUUAUUGCUCAUACUUCAAGCUCUAAUAUUGAAAGAUAUUAGAGCUUGAAGUAUGAGCUGUUAUAUUACUGAAAAAGUAAUAUAAAUAAGGCUAAAGAACACCAAAAAAGUUAUUUUUUAAAAAAGUAUUUGUAAGCUAAAUAUUUUAUCAAAUUAUAUAAGAUUUCAUGAUCGUGAUAAAAUAUUUUAAACCUAUACAAAUUGACAUGAAGAUAAUAUAGUGUAAAUAAUGAAACAAUCUAUUUUUUUUAUUAUAGUCUUAUAUGAUUAUCGAAAGUAAACAAACUACCUAGAAAAAAAACAAAUUAUAUUUGUAUACAAAUCUUAAACUAAAUUUAUUUACAUCUUCAAAAAGCUUAGUAAAACAUUAAUAUAAUAUUGUCAAUAGCUUUAUGUAAUGUAAUUAAUUAUUUACUACAUGAAGUAAUAUACAUCUACCAUGUAUAAAUUUUUGAUAUAAAUAUACAUUUGUAUUUGUAAAAAAAUUAAUUUUUAUACAUACGAUAUAUAUAUGUGUGUAUACACACACGCGCGCGCGCGCGCACACAUAUUUUGUAUUAUUCAUAUAAAUUUUAUUUUACAAUUAUAAAUAUAAAAGUUAUCACUAUAAAGUUACUACAAAAUUACUAUUAGGAUUAAGUACUUACAAGUAAAAAAAUAUCCAUUGCCAUUUGGAUCAUAGAUAUUGUAUAACGCUCAUAGUAUUUAAAUUUUGUAUAGAUGGAAACAAAUCAAAUAUGCAAAAUAAAAUAGAUGAAAUAUAUUACAA
Molecule: messenger RNA, 2082 nt
Organism: Vespa mandarinia (Asian giant hornet)
Lineage: Eukaryota; Metazoa; Arthropoda; Insecta; Hymenoptera; Vespidae
Source: RefSeq, a predicted model, not a curated record